Molecule: messenger RNA, 1423 nt
Organism: Oncorhynchus masou masou (cherry salmon)
Lineage: Eukaryota; Metazoa; Chordata; Actinopteri; Salmoniformes; Salmonidae
Product: ceramide synthase 5-like
Exons: 11
Coding region: 212-1411 (399 amino acids)
Biological process (GO): ceramide biosynthetic process
Cellular component (GO): membrane
Molecular function (GO): sphingosine N-acyltransferase activity; DNA binding
Source: RefSeq, a predicted model, not a curated record
GCCAGUGAGCUGAUGGUGCUGGGGAAGAAGGAGGUGACACCGCGCACCUAGCCUACUUCCUCAAUUUAUCCAGGAGUAGCAGACUCUCUAGCUCCACACACUUAUGGGAAGUCUACCAAAGUAGUGCCUGAAACAGGUGGAUUCUCCCUCGCACAGCUACACACAACAUAUUGUUUUGUUUUGUUCUGAGAAGGACCGGAAUCACCACAAAAUGAAUUCGCUCUCAGCUUGGUUUUGGAGUGAGAGUUUCUGGCUUCCACCGAAUGUUACUUGGGCGGAACUCGAGCACCCACCACCAGGAGAGGAGUACCCCAGAGCUGACCAGCUACUCUCAUGCUUACCGCUUGCUUUUGGCGUGUUGGCUGUCAGGGUGUUAUUUGAGAGUAGAAUUGGAUGCUGGCUGUCUGCUUAUCCAAAUAGGCUAGUAGCCAAGCCCUGUGCCAACAUACUUCAGAUUCAGGCUGGAGAGAGCCGACGGGCCCAGCCCAACGCUGUCCUGGAGAGGGUGUUUACAUCCACAACGAGUCCAGAAUCACGGCGGGUCGAGGGGCUCUCUAAGCAGCUGGACUGGGAUGUACGGAAAGUCCAGAGAUGGUUCCGACUCCGGAGGAAUCAGGACAAGCCCAGUACACUCACAAAGUUCUGCGAGAGCAUGUGGAGGUUGACAUUUUAUACCGGUAUAUUUACCUAUGCAAUUCGCUAUCUGUGGGUGUCUCCUUGGAUGUGGGACACACGGCAAUGCUGGUACAACUACCCAUUUCAGACGCUGAGUCCUGGCCAGUACAACUACUAUGUAGCCGAGCUGGCCUUCUACUGGUCCCUCAUGUUCUCCCAGUUUACAGACAUCAAAAGGAAGGAUUUCCUCAUCAUGUUUGUCCAUCACCUGGCCACCAUAACUCUCAUCACCUUCUCCUACUGUAACAACAUGCUGCGAAUAGGCACUAUGGUCAUGUGUGUCCAUGACGCCUCCGACAUCGUGCUGGAGUUGGCCAAGUUGGCCAAUUAUGCAAAGUACCAGCGGAUUUGUGACACCGGCUUUGUAGUAUUCAGCAUCGUCUUCUUCAUCACGCGACUUGUCAUCUAUCCCUUUUGGAUCAUAUACAGUGUGCUGGUGGAGAGCUGGGAGAUUGUCGGUCCGUACAGGUCCUGGUGGCUGUUGAACGGCCUGCUUCUGGUCCUGCAGUCUCUUCAUGUCUUCUGGUUCUACCUCAUCGCUAGAAUCGCCAUCAAAGCCAUAUUUAAGGGCAAGGUGGCGAAGGAUGACCGCAGUGACAUCGAGAGCAGCUCAGAAGAGGAGACGGACACCAAUGUCAAGAGCAGGAACAAGUCACAUCCCAACGGUAGCGAGCAAUCACCAAAAAAAGAGAACGGGACCAAUGGCUUCGCCAAAGGUGGAACAAAAGACCACUGAACACAGGGAGAG